CCUUAACAUCUACCACUCUGGGAGGACGGAAGGUGGGAGUAGGUGGCAAUGGAAGUUGUCCUGAGGAAGAAGGCUAUUUGGGGUGGGCGGAGGGCCGGCUCUGCUCGGUCCAUGAGAGGAAAGGAGAGGCUUGAAGGAGUGGGAGGAAAAGCCCAGGGGUCAAAGACCCACCAGGAAAGAGAAACCGGUCGGCUCAGGCUGCAGUCCCAGAGGAGGGUAGGCCUCUUUCGGUGAAUCACCUCCAGGCUUAAGGGCACCUACGGUUGCCAGGUGGGCUAGCGGGUGGGGACAGAGGCACCCAUGUGCCUUAAUCUUCUGCCCAUCCUAGUCCAUGGGAGCAUAAAACCGGCUUGCGAGAUCAUUUCCUCACUGACUCAGUCGUGAAGAGUCCAAGAACGAAAAUGUGCUGAAAUCCUCUCUAUCUGCAAAAAAGAGCUAAGAACUGAGGAAGAUGGUUCAGCACAGGCUACGUUACGCUUCAAGGAGCUUUCGACCUGUCCCGCCGCCGCCUGCUCAUUUCUCUCUCUCUGUUUCCGAGCCGCGGCUUCUCUCUCGGGGUGGCCGCCGGGCGGCUGUGCGCGGGGGAUGCUCUUACAUAACCGCUCGCCGCGUCCUGCUCUCUCGCGCGCUCCUGAGCCGCGGGGUGGGAGAGCCGGGGAUCGCGAUGGGGCCCCGGCUGCUGCUGCGGGGCCCGGACCGCCCCUGCGGAGAGAGGAGUGCGAGAAGCCGCAGGAGGAGGGCGCGAAAGGCGGAGGGGGAGGUGAAGGCUGCACUGCCGCUCCUCCUGCUAUGAUGCCUGGGCAGAUCCCAGACCCUUCCGUGACUGCGGGCUCUCUGCCCGGGCUCGGGCCCCUGACCGGACUCCCCAGCUCGGCCCUGACUGCGGAGGAGCUGAAAUACGCCAACAUCCGCAGCAUCGGGCCCAUGAUCGCCCCCUUGCACUUCCUGGAGGUGAAACUGGGCAAGAGGCCUCAACCCGUGAAGAGUGAGCUAGACGAGGAAGAGGAGCGGAGGAAAAGGCGCCGGGAAAAGAACAAAGUUGCGGCAGCUCGUUGCAGGAAUAAGAAGAAGGAGCGGACGGAGUUUCUGCAGCGGGAGUCUGAGCGGCUGGAGCUCAUGAAUGCGGAGCUGAAGACCCAGAUCGAGGAGCUGAAGCAGGAGCGGCAGCAGCUCAUCCUGAUGCUGAACCGGCACCGCCCCACCUGCAUCGUGCGGACCGACAGCGUUAAGACCCCUGACUCAGAAGGCAACCCGCUGCUGGAGCAGCUGGACAAGAAGUGACCAUGGGCUGGGAGGAGGAAGAAGAGGAGGAGGAGGAGAUGGGGAGAAGGAGAGGGAGGAGGGUCCCAGAUGGCCCUUCUUUGCUGCACGAAAAACUUUUGGAUGAGGCUCAGCACAGCCAGCAUCGGCCGCGCUUUUUUUGUGAAACUCCUGUCAGCCGCACCAGGGGAAGAGCAGGCUGAUGAAACCCAGGACCAAGCGCUGAGACCAAAGUAGCCCCGAGGGUGGGGCUGUCCUGCCUGGGGCCAGGCUGGAAGGAGGCAGGACAGAGGCUCUGGGCCGGAGAGACGCCCAACCAGGCAGCUGUGGGCACUUCUCCGGCCUGUCCUCCUGGGCACCCACCCAAGGGACCUCCGAGCAGCCAGGAAAAGCCAUGAGUUGCAACCAGGAUGCGGCUGAGGAUGGAACUCAGAGUGAAACUGCAAUCUGCCUGCCCCCGCCCCUGCCCCUGCCCCUGCCCCUGUGCAGAGCUGGAGAGGGGCAGUGCCAGGCCCUGCUGCACCCGCUCACCAUGGUCCAGCACGGUCCUGCCCGGAGUGGCAGCCGGGGCGCACCCUCGCCGGCCCUGCUGGAGUCGCUGUGGGCACGAGGCGCGGGCGCCCUUCCAAAGCACAUACUCACUGAAUGUUUACAGACUGGCUGUCCUGGCAGGGCUUUCAACUGCACAUGUUUUUUUAUACUUUCUUUUUUUUUUUAAUAUUUUUUACAAAAAAAAAAAGAUUUUAUACAAGCAAUAUAUAUAUGGAUUUCUAUAAUCACUCGACGUGAUACAGUAUAAAUAUGCUAUGGUUUGUUGGUUACGAACAGAUACUCAGCAGUUAUGGCCGUCGUUUGUAACUCCUAAGUACUGUAGUCUCUGGGCGUGGGGGGGGCCGGGGCGGGGG
Molecule: messenger RNA, 2165 nt
Organism: Phyllostomus hastatus (greater spear-nosed bat)
Lineage: Eukaryota; Metazoa; Chordata; Mammalia; Chiroptera; Phyllostomidae
Gene: JDP2
Product: Jun dimerization protein 2
Exons: 4
Coding region: 586-1281 (231 amino acids)
Biological process (GO): regulation of transcription by RNA polymerase II
Cellular component (GO): nucleus
Molecular function (GO): DNA-binding transcription factor activity, RNA polymerase II-specific; RNA polymerase II cis-regulatory region sequence-specific DNA binding
Source: RefSeq, a predicted model, not a curated record